UGGUCCAUUCACGCAAGUCGUCUUUACAGGCUUGCUGUUCUUCAGGGGUGAGAUCGGCGCGCCGGAGAGCGACAAAAAUAUCGACUUUUCUCAACAAACGGAUCGUCCGAAGUGCCUCUCGUGAUCGUCUAAGGCGACGAUGGGGGUCUCUGCGUUAGUCUGCGCUGUUUUACUGUGUGGAGGGCUGGUUUGUGCUCUCGGAGAUAAACACUCUCUGUACUACAUUUACACCGCCCUCAGCAAAGAUGUCGCGCUACCAGGGAUCUAUGAGUUCACAGCUCUGGGUCUGCUUGAUGACCGAGAGAUCGACUACUACAACAGUCAGGAACAGGUCAAGGUUCCUAAGCAGGACUGGAUGAAGGAGAAGCUGCAGCCAGAUUACUGGGACAAAGGCACCCAGUCUCGCAAGAGCAAAGAGCAGUGGUUCAAGGUCAAUGUGGAAAUCCUGAUGCAGCGAAUGAGACACAAUGAGACCAACCUUCACAUUCUUCAGUGGAGACAUGGCUGUGAGAUCGAGGAAGCAGAUGGAAAUCUCACAUUUCUGAGAGGCAUUGAUGAGUACAGCUAUGAUGGCGAUGAGUUCCUCUCUUUUGAUGAUGAGAACAUGCGGUGGAUCGCUUCAGUUGCACAAGCUUUGCCAACCAAAAGGAAAUGGGAUGAUGUGGCCAUCCUGAACCAGUACACCAAGGGUUACCUGGAGAAAGAAUGUGUGGACUGGCUCAGCAAAUUCAUGCAGUACGGAAAAGAAUCACUGAGAAAUCACUCCAAACCAGAGGUUCAUGCAUUUGCAAAGAAAUCUACAACUAAUUCGGACAAGCUGACCCUGACCUGCCUGGCCACGGGCUUCUACCCCAAAGACGUUACACUGCGUGUGAGGAAGUUCAGAACCUCACUGCCUGAACAUCUACUAACAUCUUCAGGAGUCAGACCCAAUGAUGAUGGAACCUACCAGCUGAGGAAGAGUGUGGAGAUCCAGGAGGACGAAACUGCAGAAUAUGACUGUUAUGUGAAUCACAGCACCCUCGAGGAACCGAUCAUUAAACAAUGGGACAAAAUGUGCUUUGACUGCCAGAGUUCAGGUUCAGGAGCGGUUGGACCAGUGAUUGGCGGAGUGGUGGGGCUUCUGCUUUCGCUUCUGUCUUCGGGUGGGAUCAUCUUCGCCCUUAUAAAGAAGGGCAUAAUUGCCAAUCCGUGUAGUGGAAAUGCGACACCUGCUCUGCAAGCCCCACCAAAUGGUGUUCCUGAAAAGCUCAUGCAAGCUGGUGUGGCCAGCGAUGGUGGGUCGAAAGACUCAGUGGUCACUCUGAUUGAGGAGCAGACAGCGCUGACAGCUGAAGCUUACACUCAAAUUAUCGGAACUCCAGAACAGAGGAAGUGAAUUAUACUGGAACUGAACUCCACAUUGUUCAGAAUUCCACACCAGACUUUUACAGCACAGACUCUUUUCUGUUCUUUUAUCAAGUCAGGACUUUUACAUCACUGUUGCGGUAAAGCUGCACUAUGUAAGAUUUGGGUAUUUGGGUAGAAAUAGGUUUAUAGUUAGACAGGGACCCCAAGGACCUUUGUGAUGUCCAGUUACAUGGAGCCUGAACAACAGACAGUGUUAGAACAUUGCUGAUUGGACACCGUUGGCACUAUGAGUUACAACUAGGGCUGGACAAUAACUCAAUAUCAAUAUAUAUCGCGAUAGAAAAUAUUUCAAUAACGGUGAUAUGAUUUUUAGGCACAUUUCCAAUAUUUCGAUAAAUAUUAUUUACAACAUCUGCGCUGACGUUCAUUACAGGGCGCUGCCACCAGUUCAUUACAUUCAUUGAUGUAUUCAUUACAUUGAUGGAUUCAUUACAUUGAUGACGUACACCACAGGCACGCAGCCACUGCUCAGCAAUAGCAGGCUAGGCUAGGUUCGGUUCGGUUCCAACGCGGCACGUUCUAGCUGUAAAAUGAGUACCGCUGACCGCAAUACAAAUGUGACUGAACGAGCUUCGACGAGUGAUAAUAAAGCAGACGAAAUAGUUGAUAAGAGAGGAAAGACAAAUUCAGUGGUGUGGAAGUGGUUCGGCUAUCGAAGAUCUGAUAAACUUCAGGUUUCAGUAGCAGUGGGAACACAUCAAAGUAGUUCCACUCGACAGAAUAUUCUGAGAGUGUGAAGAUGAGGCACCAUAAAAGUUUAAGCCAACCUGUCCCUGAGACAUCACCAGCACCCCCACCAUCACCAGCAGGUGUGUUAAGCAAAGGGAACCCCACGCAGCAAACACGGAUAGCUGCGUUCACAUGCCAUAUGACAAACAGGCCAAGCGUCAUAAAGACAUCACUAAAGCUGUAACAAACUUCUUGGCUAAGGACAUGAUGCCGUUUACUACAGUGGAGAAUGCAGGCUUCAGGAAAUUGAUUUCUGUCAUCGACCCCAGAUACGAACUCCCUGGCCGCCGGUAUUUUUCACGCACAGCUAUACCCAAGCUUUAUGGUGAAGUUAGGGAAAGGGUGGAGGAGCAGCUGAAGUCAGCGUCGUAUUUUGCGACCACAGCUUACCUGUGGUCAAGCCGAACCUCCGAACCUUACAUGUGUUUUUAUUGUUGCCUGCUCAUUUUUCUGUAUUCCCUAGAAACUCUGAGCACUUUUCAUAUUCCUUAUCUUGGAUGAAGUACAUUUGUUUCAUUAUAUGUACAUAAGAAUAAGAUAAUCAGCCCAUGUUGUAGUUUGAAGAUAUUAAUAUUGACAAAGCCAAGAAGUUUAUGUUUAUUUGAAGGCAAUGUCAUGUUUCUUGUUCGGCUGAAUACAAAUAAAAGGUGAAGUACCAUUUGUAUUUCUAAAAGCUUACAUGGGAGGAGGGUUCAUAGACUUGGCAAAUUAAUUUUUCAGAAGUUUGGAGGUACAGACAUUCACUGUGGAUGUUCUUGGCAGUUUUCUGUGGUUUUAUGUAGUUCAUAUCGAUAUCGGAAUUAUAUCGUAUCGACCAAAAUUAAGAAAUAUAUCGUGAUAUAAAUUUUUGUCAUAUCGUCCAGCCCUAGUUACAACUAACCAUAUGAACGCACAAGCAUAAGCUGAGGCCUCUGUAUGACGCAAGCCCUAAGGCCUUAUGCGCACCAUAGGACUGAACCCCAUAGGUCAUGAUGUACUCCUGAACCCUAGCAGAGUACUGAUCAGGAGUGACACUAGGAUCUAACAAGUAUAAUGAUUGAUUUUGAGAUCAUUUGAGGCCUAAACAUCAAGUCAGACCUUUUUUUUGAGCCUGUGCGUGUGACAUUAUGUUAAAAUGUUAAAAUGUAAAGAUGUACAAUGUGGCGUUUUGUUCUCACUCAAUAACGAUGCUUAUUUCAGUUUCAACAAAAACAACCUACAUAGUGCAGCUUAAACAGAAAUCAUCCAAAAUAAAAAUUCCAUUUCAGUGCUCUUAAUGAUAAACAUUCGGGUCAAGUGUCAAGGAACAGCUGAAUAUUUCAUUCUUCUAACAUAGUCCAGUGGAUCGUCACUUAAGCAAAAGCUCAACAAAGAUGGAAACGCUUUGAUUUCUGAAUAGAAAAGGAUCAAUACAUUGUUGUAAUGAAGGAUGCAUUUAUUAAGGCAGAUGGUUAUGUCUAUUUUCUUCUGAUAAGUUUUUUUAGCAUAAGUUCACCAAGCCAAAGAUUUACACACAGAAAAUUAUUGCUUCCAUUCAAGCUUCAUAUGAAUCCCUUAUGACCACUCAGCAAAUCGCAUUGAUUUUAAAAGCUCAUAUCUGUAGGCUGUUAUGCAGACAUGCUUUCUGUUAUAUUUAAGCUUUUAAUUGAUUUCUAUUUAGCAUCUGUUUAAUCCUGAAUAGAUUUUAUUCAGAGUAAAGCUUCAGUGUUUACUUGUUAUAUAAAGUCACAAGUGCACUUAAGUAUAAAACAUAUUCUGAUCAUAUAUUGUGUUUAACGUAAGAGUGUAAAGGGCUUAUACAUGUAACUAUACUCAAACAUUAAAUGGUCUGUGUUCAGUAUGAACAGAGAGACUGUCUCUAUAGCAACAGUCUUGUGUUUAACACCACUGUACGGUGCAGGAACCUGUUAGCUAGAACUCUUAAAAGAGCAGAUUAAAAUAGUAAACACUCUCUAUAUUGAGUGAUGUUAGCCGUCCACUUCAUAAAGAAUCUGAGUCUCUCAUCUGGAUGACCUUUUAGACCAACAGCAGAAAAAAAAAUCACCUCUGUAGAA
Pygocentrus nattereri (red-bellied piranha) is the source of this 4172-nucleotide messenger RNA. RefSeq names its product class I histocompatibility antigen, F10 alpha chain-like. The coding region runs from base 140 to 1378 and encodes 412 amino acids. Gene Ontology annotation, cellular component: external side of plasma membrane. Lineage: Eukaryota; Metazoa; Chordata; Actinopteri; Characiformes; Serrasalmidae. Gene Ontology annotation, molecular function: protein binding. The transcript is spliced from 9 exons. The record is from RefSeq and is a predicted model, not a curated record. Gene Ontology annotation, biological process: immune response.